CUUCCGGUACAGACAGAGAACUGUACAGGCGGGGAUGUAGGCUGACAGACCCUACUCAAUAUAUUUACGUUUCCUGUUGGGGAUUCUUGAUCUACAGAGGUUGAAAUAGGAAUGUGUAUCUAGAGGAGGCUACAUUGAACAUUUUGUGAUAAUAUUACCGUUAGGAAAAUCAUAAUGUCUGCUGAAAGUAGUGGAGAGAACCAGGACUUCAGAGGAAUGUUGGUGCGGUUGUCCAACUUAUUGAAAAAAGACGAUCUGGAGGCCAUGAAAUAUAUGUGUAAAGAUGUUAUUGGAAAAAGAGACUUAUCUAAGAUAGAAAGUUUUUUCGAAUUGUGUGACAAUCUUGAAAGUCGGGAUAUGCUUGAUAGUAUUAAUAUUGCGUUCUUACAGAAACUACUCACUGACUGCUGUUCCGGAAGAAAGGAUGUGUUACAUGUUUUAGAAAGUUACACUAAACCACAAAAUGGGAUACACAAUGAAACAGAAGCCAACAUAACACAAAACGUACAGUUGAAUCCAGUAAAUCCCCAACAACAGAUUGUAUACCUGCAGCCUGCCCAGGGUUUCCACAGUCAUCAAAUGUCACCAAGUAGUGCUACCUACUCCUUACCGACUUACGACUACAAACAUGUUGAAAAAGAAAUCAAUUACCUGACGAGGAAACUUGGAAGGGAAUGGCGUUUCUUCAUGCGUACCUUAGGAAUAUCUGACUAUGACAUGGCUGAGAUGGAGCAACAGCAUCCACGUAACAUGCGUGAACAGAUUCAUGGUUGUUUUGUGAUUUGGGUGCAGCAGAAUAAAGGUGCCGUCAACAAGAAUAUGCUGAUAAAGGCUUUGACAGAUGUUUCUGUGGAGAGAUUUGAUCUCGCUGCUAACCUGGAGGAUAAUGACUUUUCUUAACUUUUCGGAAGAAGACAGAGGUUAUUAACAAUCAAUAUACCAAUGCUUGUCCUAAGAACAUUUCUGAAAGUCCAGCCUAGUAAGAGAUGUUUGGCAGAUUAUGUGAUAUACAAUGUCUAUAUCUAGGUGGUGUAAGCAUGUGUCAGAGAAGGAAUUCUGGUGGGGAUAUCUAAAGUUAAUUUUGUUAACAGUAUUUUUGUUCGAAGAAAGUAGUUCUGUAUAGGUACAUCCGAUUGUCAAGGUUUCAUUCCUGUGAGAAUGAUCAUACAAAGCUUAAGGCUGUAUAUCUGAUCAUCAUAUCAUCUGCAUGGUAUGUGGAUUGAUGCAGAGACCAUUUUUGAGAAUAACUCUGAUAAGUUUGUAAUUUAGAAAAUGUCUUAUCAAUAGAGACUUGUAUAAGGUCAUGAAGAGGAAGUAAUUGUAUUGUUUUUUUAUGCUAUUGUUAGUUACUGUAUGUGUUAAUAAUGGUACCAGUUAUGACUGAUUUUGUAUCCUAAUGAGGUUAUAAUUGAACAUUCCCAGCUGCCAGUCAGCAAUGUAUAUACAGAUAUAAUUUAUGAUGGAUGUGUUAUACUUCAAUGGAUUGUUUUUCCUCCUGAACUGUGAAAGGUAUGUCUUUAUGAUCGAGAACUUCAAUGUUCAUAAACACUAUAUAGAAUACUGAAGGACAGUACAUAAAACUUGGUGUGUAUAUCCUCAGUUGAAUGCUCUAUAGUGUAUUUUGAUUUAUCAAUCCUCCAUCUUUACUGCAUGGAAUCAUGAUUACUAGAAACACCCUGCAGAAAUAUUACUGACAUGCAUGCCUCAUAUAGAAGCAGAAAUAAAUGACUGAUUUUGUAUGCAUUUAUAUUUGUGGUCUAACUACUUUUUUCUGAUACUUCACAGCUUUCUGGGCGAGUUCCCCAUUUCUCCCUCAAAGGGGUGUAAGAUCUGUUAUUCUCUUACCCUGGACAGGGAUACCCGCAGUUUUACAGGAGUGAGAUUUUCUUAUCUCACCCUAGGGAAAAGACAAGCUACACAUGCUCUUUGAACAUGCUCUUCUUCUCGAAAGGGUGACGUCACUAUGACCUGACCUGGAACAUUUGAAUGCUAAAUAUCCAUAUUAUUCACAAAAGAAAUUGAAAUAAGUAUUAAAUAUCAAGAGUUAACAGAGUGUUUGGUGUUCUUUUUGACAAGCUUAUUGGAACUGUAUUUUGUACGAAACACCAUCGUAAGGUGUAAAGCCUCUGCUGCAGCCUUAAAUCACAACAGUCAUCCGCCGUCCACGUGUUGUUGUUUACAUAUGUUUGGAUUUUGUUCACACUACGAUUGGAAAACAGGAUAAGAGAAAAAUAAUCAUUCACCCCUUUUUGAGAUGAGAUAGGGGGAUCUCAACCCUCCAGGAAGAUUGUUAAGUUCCUAAACACUCGGCAAGCCUCAUGUUUGGGAAUUUAAAAAUUCCCCCCCUCGGGUUGAGAUCCCCUAUCUCACCCCAAAAGAGGUGUAAGCUUCCGUUAAUCUUGCAUACUUCACAGGGUAAUCUUGUUUGCUAGGGAUGGAUAAUUAUCUCACAUGGGGUAAGGACAGCGUCCACAUGCUAUGAUGUCAUAAUAAAGAAUUGUCAACAUGUAUUGUU
Messenger RNA from Pecten maximus, 2515 nucleotides. RefSeq names its product fas-associated death domain protein-like. The record is from RefSeq and is a predicted model, not a curated record. The transcript has 3 exons. NCBI's taxonomy places the organism in Eukaryota, Metazoa, Mollusca, Bivalvia, Pectinida, Pectinidae. The coding region runs from base 175 to 900 and encodes 241 amino acids. Gene Ontology annotation, molecular function: protein binding. Gene Ontology annotation, biological process: regulation of apoptotic process; signal transduction.